UCCUUAUCCUGUUCAACUUUAGUCCGAGUAUUUUACACCCAGUGAACUCGACACGUAACUGCGUGUUCGCUGAAGCACAAUUAGUCGCUAGCUUCUUUGUUUUCGCUUGGACUGGGUUUAGAAUGAUGUCUUCUAAAAAAUUCUGUUGUCUUGAUUCCCGGCGAGCAAUGUCGGGAUGGGAUUGUGCGCUGCGAGGCCUUUUUCCUUUAGAUUUGAUACACCUUUGUUGUUAGCAGACUAGCCUUUACUUUAGGUAUCGAUUACGUCGAUAUCAAUGUUACGGCGCUUAUCGUUUAAUAACCGCGUACAUCUAAAUAUGCGUAAGACUCAUACGAAACAGUUUGAUAGUCGUUGGCUAUCAACUUGGACUAGAUUUAGAUAGCAUCGUUAGUUCAGUGUCAGGACUAGCAUGAAGCGGCUAACUUGAUGCUAGCGAGGACAAAGGGGACGGUAGUAUCAACAAUAGACAGUCGCUAAAGUCACUCUAGUUGAGACAUUUAGAAAAUUGUGUUUGUUUCAAGCUUAACCCCAUUUUAUACAGACUAUAAAUACAACUAACGCAACAACAACAAGCUAGCGUCACAGAUGAGCCAAAACAAAGCUUUAUUACUAUAGUGAUACAAUUAUAAUUAUUAAUUAGGCAGCCAAAACCCGUUAAAUGACACAACCCGAGCUCGUUCAUUGUUGCAGUUCAACAGGCAUUUUUUUUACUCAAAAUUAAUCUAAAUGCCAAAUUUUCGCUUUAAAUACCCACGGAGUUGCAUUGUUUUGGUAUUGUUUACGUGAAACCACGCGUUGUCGCUGCGCAUUCGUGUCAGAUUAAGGUUAAAAUGUGCCAGUCUGUAUUUAUAAAUAAUUUAAGUUUUCAUUCUAAAUUGGGGUUUGGUUAUUUUUCGUUAAUUUAAAUGCCUUCUCGUGUUGUAGCUUUGUUCAGUUGACCAGCCAAUGAGGAGCUUUAUAUGUGCCCACGUCACUCAGCCACAUAAAGCUGGACUGCCAUUGUUCUCUGACACAUAACAAACGGGUCUGUGGGGAAACCUGAACUUAUUCUGCUCUAGGAUAUCACGGUUUAAGUUUACAGCUCCAGUUGUUGUCCAGAUAAUUUAGCAUGUGUGACACUGUUCUGUAGCAUAGCUUCUUGUAAUCGUUUAUAUUCAGAGUUGGUGAUAAACUAAUGUAGUGUCGCUCUCCAACUGCAGCAAUACAUAAAUUGCACGUGGCUUUUAGAUUAAAUACAGAUUAUUUUAAUGGCUUAAUUUUGUGUUUAGAGGACCUGUGUGAGAGCUUGUCUGGAGCAAGAUCAGAUGUUGGGUAGGGGUUUGUAGUGUCUGCACUGUUUGUAAGAGGACACUGGGUUGCUCUUCAUCCUUGACCCAGAUUUUCAGCAAAGCUGUUGCGUCACCUGACCAACUGUGCAUCUUACAGCCUCUACAAGGCCUCUAUUCAUGAUUUGGCAGUUUUUCUAUUUUGUACAUACAGAGUUUUGUAUAUACUGUAUAUGAUGAGCUCACUGGGCAGCGAGAAGGCCCGGGGCCCACGGGAAAAAGUGCUGCCUGCUGUUACUCACACCUCGCAACCACAGAAACAGAUACAGGCUACUGCUGAGCAGAUCCGACUUGCCCAGAUGAUCUACGACACGAAUGAUGCUGACUUUGAGGACAAGGUUAAUCAGCUGAUGGAAGUGACGGGGAAGAAUCAAGAUGAGUGUAUGGUAGCUCUUCACGACUGUAAUGAGGAUGUUAGCAGAGCCAUCAAUUUCCUCCUGGAGAGCACCUCCGACAUGACCUCAUGGGAAACAGUGGGAAAGAAGAAGCCCCUGGUGAAAGAGGGACCAUCAGAAAGCAAGGAGAACAAAGAGAAUAGGGAGAAGAAAGGAGAGCGUGAGGUUAGCAAGGGCCGUGCUUCUUCCAACCGUAAAGGCAAAGGGGGAAGUCGGAGAGGGCAGGCGCGUCCGGAGGAGAACGGUAUGGAGGCGACACCAGUGGUGGAUAAAGGGUCAGAUCGAGGUCGGAGGCUUAAAGGUAGCAGAGGAUCAGGAGUUCGAGGUCGAGGUAGAGCACCAGCGGGGAGCAGGUUCUCAGCCCAAGGCAUGGGGACUUUCAACCCCGCUGACUACACCUCAGAGGCUGGAACUGGGACCACACAAACGGAGGUUUGGGACACAGCCAACAACAACAGCACAGACGGGACAGUUGCCUGGAGGAGCACUUUGGAGGACUGGGCUGCUGAGGAGUGGAGUGAGGACGUCAGUCUCUCAGAGACCAAAGUGUUCACCCCCUCAUGUGCACCUGCUGCAGAGAACCAUAUCCCACCUGCGCAAAGUCUGGACCUCGCCUCUCUGCUGCAGAAGCCUGGUGUUGGAGGAAGAGAACCACCCUCCUCCACCUCCACACAGAGCCUGGUCUUCACCAACUCCCACCACCACCAGCAGCCACCACCCAGCCGCAACGCGACCAGCAGCACAAGCUAUGCACACGCUGCUCUGUCGUCGGUUCUGGGAGCUGGCUUUGGGGACUUGGGCCAGGCCAAAAGGUCUCAGCCCAGCGCUGGCGCUCAGAUACUGGAACAGCUAAAGGGUCCUGGCUUAGGCCAGCUGCCCUCAUCCCAGGCAGCCCCUCCUGUCAGCACCCAGGGGAGCAACACCUCCAUCGGUCGACUGCCGGGUCUGGGAGCACCUGUACCUCCACCCUCCUCCUCCAGCUGGGACAUGAAGGCAUCAGAGUCGAACACCAGCUCUCUGUCUACACAGUUCAGCUGUGAGUUUGGCCUGCAGCCAGAACCUUCUCUUGUGCUGAGCCAGCUGGUUCAGAGACACACAGGUCCCUCCUUACCUCUGGCUCGUCAGGCUAGUCCUCCAUCGCAGCAGCAAGCGCCCUCUGCUUCAGCAUCGUCUGCUCCCCAGCACAUCAGCACGCCAGCACAGGCCGGCCCAGUGAUGGCUGCUGCUGGUGUUAAACCUCCUACUUCCGGAGCUGGGCUGGACCCCCAGGGCAGCAGUACGCCACAGCAGCAACGGGUGCAGCUCAAAGGCCCCAAACGACGGAUACCUCCCACAUCCAAGAUUCCCUCUACAGCCGUGGAGAUGCCAGGCUCGGCUGAUGUUCCUGGACUAAACCUCCAGUUUGGAGCUCUGGACUUUGGCUCAGAGUCUGCACUACCAGAGUUUGGAGGUGUGGACAACUGUGUGAGCGCAGUGUCCCGGGAUUCCACACCGGCGCCUGUUUCAGUGCCACCUGCAUCAGGACCAGGGACCCAAAGCCACGCCAGCUUGUACUCUAAACCCCUCAGCGACUCACUGGGCAGCCCUCUCUCCGUUGCUCUGCCUUCGCCACUGUCAUCAUCAGAACCCGUGUAUCACUCCUCCGCCGUGGCCAUGCCCAGCCUCACGUCUUCAUUAGGUUCUGCUGGCUCUGCCAACCCUCCAUCCUCCACGUCGACAACCUCAACGACCUCUUCCUCCGCGCCCUCCUCCUCCCACUUCUCUGCUGUGGGGGGGAGUUACGAUGGGACGAAACCCCCCCAUGCGCGACUGGCCUUUCAACAGAGCAAAGAGGCCACAGGGCCGGUGAUGAACGGGCUGAAUGGUGUAAGAACCUCCGCUGCUCUAGACACCUCAUCAGCAUCUUCUACACCGAAGCCAGAAUCUCCGUCUGUGAACAUCAACACCAGCGGUCCUCCGGCCCCCUCCUCCCACCUACCCUCACUCAGCUCCACCACGCUCCCCAACCUGGCACAGGACCUGCCACCGGCGGGUCAGCUCAACUCACUCAACAGCCAUGGCAGCAGCCAUUCCUCGGUUUCAGCUCUAGGAUCAAGCUCUCUCACUUACACGAGUGUUGACAGCAACAACAUGAGCUCUCUGGCUCCGUCGUCCAGCUCUUACACGUCGUCUCAGCCCGCAAGCUCGUCGCUCCACUCAGCACACAACAGCAGCAACAGUAGCAGCAGCAGCAUCAGCCACCUGGCCAACAUGGCCAGCCUGGGCAGCAAUAUGAGCAGCACAGUGGGGGGGAUCACGGGGGCAGGUGGACUCCACUCUGCUGCUAUCAUCGCCACCAGCGCCGCACUGGGACUCGGCUCCAAUGGAGCUACUGCCACAUCAAACCUCUCUGCACCAAGGACCACACCCCUGCUCUCCUCCACUGGUAAAGCUCCUCCUAACUUGUCCCAGGGAGUGCCGCCUCUACUACCCAACCAGUAUAUUAUGGGCCCAGGAGGGCUGCUGCCAGCUUACCCAAUCUAUGGCUAUGAGGACCUCCACAUGCUCCAGUCCAGACUGCCAAUGCCCUCUCUGCAGGAUUACUAUGGUAUCACAUUCCCUGGCCCCACAGCAGCUCUCUCCGGCAGAGAUGGGAGUUUAGCCAACAACCCCUAUUCAGGUGAAGUCACAAAAUUCGGUAGAAACGACUCCACCUCCCCAGCACCCCCCACCAGCCUGGCUGCCCCACAGCCUCCUCAGGCCCAAAGCCAAGGACAGACCCAGGCCCAGCCUCAGCCUCCUCAGGCCCAGCCUCAGGGCCAGCCGCAGCACCACAGCAGCCAGCAGGCCUUCCUGCCUCCCGGCUACAGCUACACGGGCCUGCCGUACUACCCCGGGGUUCCCGGUGCCGUGCCCAGUGCUGCCGCCUUUCAGUAUGGCCCCACCGUGUUCGUUCCUCCUGGUGGCCCGGGGCCGGCUUCGGCCAAGCAGCACAGUAUGGGUCUGGGUCUGGGAAACCCCUCAGCCAGCCCGUUCCAACAGCAGGCGCAGCAGCAGCCCAGUGGUUAUGGCCAGCACACUUUCAGCUCAGGUUAUGAGGAGCUGACAGCCGGGCCAGCUGGAGUAGAGUACAGUAAAGCGUACAACUCCUCCUCACAGGCACAAGCCAAAUCUGCUGCUGCAGGGCCCGGGAAAGGGGUCUCAGUGACAUCCAGUAACUCCGGAGUGCCAGACAUCAGUGGAAGUGUUUACAAUAAGACCCAGUCUUUUGAUAAGCAGGGUUUCCAUGCAGGGACCCCCCCUCCCUUCAGCCUGCCGUCAGCCCUGGGGGGUCCAGGGCCUCUGAACCCUGGAGCAGCUCCUGGAGGCUAUGCACCUGCUCCGUUCCUCCACAUCCUGCCUCACCAGCAACCUCACUCACAGCUGCUGCACCACCAUCUAGCUCAGGAUGGACAGGGUGGCCUAGGCCAGCGAGGCCAGUCCAGCAGCCUGCAGCAGAAGAGCCAAGUCAACAAGUCGAGCUACGGCAGCUCGCCUUACUGGGCCAACUGAACGGCUACAUCUGUGUGUGUGUGUGUUAACGUGCGUGCACACACCUGCAGACCUGACAAGAUCAGAGGGACAAAACACACUACCACCCUCUCCCCUUUGCUCUGUAUAUCUCCUUUUCAAAUUUAUGGCUGUUGUAUGUAAAAUAUAUUUAUGUAUUUAUACAGUAUAUAUGUAUUGGUAGGACAUAAAAUGUGGUUUUCUGCAUUGUUUUUAUUUUGAAGGACAUUUUAUUUCAAAAAAAUUGUGGAAAGUUGUGGAUAGAAAUCUAAAACAUGGAGAUAAAGUUGGUGAAUAUACUUGAAGACAAGCAUCUUGUGAUGUGGAUUUUUAUUUUAUGCAUACAUGAACGGAGAAUGGUGUACAUGAAUUACACACAUCAUUUUCACGGCAAAGGCCUUUUUAUUUUGGAAAACAAAUGUUUUUGUAACAGUCACUCAUAUCUGUGAAUCCUUAUACUGAGGGUGACUAUAGCCUGAUUUUUAUUUUUCCACCCUUCUAUUUGUCUUUCAUUCCUUAUUUCUAACUAGUUGGUUGGUUGGACCAGCCUGGCCUUGGAUUUGAUGUCAUUCUAACCCUUGUUGUCCAUAUUAAACACUACAAACCAUU
Molecule: messenger RNA, 5857 nt
Organism: Nothobranchius furzeri (turquoise killifish)
Lineage: Eukaryota; Metazoa; Chordata; Actinopteri; Cyprinodontiformes; Nothobranchiidae
Source: RefSeq, a predicted model, not a curated record